GUCACCACGCUGCUGACAGUCUAUGCGCUGAUCGGAGAUGACAUGCGCCUAAUCUUCACGGCCAAGGACGCCGAUGAGACGUUCAACUACAUCACCAUUACGACCAUGGUCGUCUUCGGAGUUGAGGUCAUCAUCAACACCCUGGGCAAGCAGGGGUAUCUUUUUGGCUUCUUCUUUUUCUUGGACGUCCUCAGCACAGUCACGUUGGUGCUGGAUCUCACCUAUGUCUCCGACACACUUUUUGGUGACUCCAUCUCUGCGGCGCAACAGCUCACAGAUUUCGAUGGUGCCGGUCCAGUGGUGGAGCGGCCCGUGGACCAGGGAAGCAGUCAGUCGGCGGAUGCAGCGCGGGCUGCGCGCAUGAGCCGUGUGGGCACGAAGGCUGGCCGGGUCGUUCGGCUGCUUCGGCUUGUUCGACUGAUUCGACUUAUAAAGUUCUACCAAAACAGAAGUAAGUCGAGCGCCAAGUAUGCCCAGGACAGCGAGGCGUCUCCUGGGAUGGAUUGGGAGGAGGAUGAUGACGACAUGCAGCAAGAGUCAGCGGUUUCGAAAAAGCUGUCCGAGAUGACGACGCGACGAGUCGUGAUGCUUGUGCUGAUCAUCAUGCUGUCCCUUCCCUUCUUCCAGCCGGGCAUGUACAACGAAGACCUCCCGUCCUCAGCCCAGUACGGCGCCAACGUGCUCUUCCGAAGAUGGCGCGAUGAUAUGAACACGUAUGAGCCUUGGGCCAAUGACACAGCCCGGGCAGCCUACUUUGGGUCCAAAGGCCGCGAGGUCUAUGUUGACGAUUUUUUCAUGUUCGCCUACUACCACAGCCCUUACACGACCCAGGAGUCGGUGCCUGCAGGGGCGGUAAGCUCACCUCUUAGCAGCUUCAAUCGCCUUUUCUGGGUGGGUGCACAUCCGGACAACGAGACUUUGGGUCAGUUCUUCUUGCCCUCCUUUGAGGGAAGAGGCACCGGUGCCGGGCAGGCCCAGACCUACGACCCGAACGAGCGUUGGGGUGGCGCAGAUUGGCUCUACUACCAAG
Molecule: messenger RNA, 1030 nt
Organism: Symbiodinium pilosum
Lineage: Eukaryota; Dinophyceae; Suessiales; Symbiodiniaceae
Source: the annotation of a GenBank genome assembly